CAGGAGGCAAAUAGCCGUUGUGCGAAUCUGUGACACAGAAGGAAUCACUUGUACGCGCGCCAUCGAAAUGGACGGUUGUUCUCUUAUAAGAUUCGCUUGGAACAAUUUUCAUCAGACUAGCGAGGCCGGCUAGAGUGGCGAAACCUUCUUGAGGAAAUCACACAGUGCAAUAACUAUCAUUGACAUAGAGAGGUUUUAUAGAAUAUAGUUGAUUUGGAAUUCUACUUCUGGCGUGGGAGAAAAAUGCGAACUACUAGCUGUUUGGUGUAUUCAAUCAAGUCCAACUAAAAUUAACAGUUUGUUCCGUAUUGUGAACUUUUCCAGUGUAAUUUGUAUGAACCUGCGUGUGUUGACUACUGAGAAAAAAAUGGAAAACCGUUAAUGUUUUUUCGAUUUUUCGUGUAAUUCCAGUGCUUUGACAAAUUCAAGAAAAAAAUACAAUAGUGCUAGUUCGUGCUACCUAACGUUAUAAUUUUAAAAAGGAUAUAAAAAUACUGGGUCUGCUCAGUUUAACAUUCUUAGACUAAAACAAAGUAAUGGGUAAAAAAAAAUGUGAAACGUCCAGUGAAUCUCCCAAAGAUAGCAGGAAGUGAGUUGUUAACAUGAAGAUGACAUUAACUGGGUAUAAUUGUUGAUGAAACUAACUCGCGGUCUUCCAGCGCAUAGUGAAUCCAGUAAUUUUGCUUUAGGGCACAAAUGUUCGAACGCCUGUUGCUUAGAUGAUUUCAACAUCAGCCAUACCUACCUGCUUGGAAUCCAUUGUGGAACAAAAUUAAUUCUAAAAAAGUACUCAGUUUACCUCAUGAUUUUUAAAAAUUAUACGUUUUGUUUCGAAAAGGCACCAUCAAACAACAUAAAUCAAAACAACGCUACCGCUGUGGAUUACGGGAAUUAUGAUUAUCCGCCAGCAACUAAGCGCGGGCGUGGCUAUGCACCAAUGGGCGAAUUCGAUUUAAGUCUCAUACGAGAAUUUCGUGCUCGACCUGGCUUCUAUGACCGCAAUUCGGUUAGUUUCAAGGAUAAACUGCAAACGGCACAUCAAUGGCAAGAGAUUUCCAACAAACUGGGUUUCGAUGUUUCUUUGCUAAAGGAUCGCAUGCUACAGCUGCGCAAUCGUUACAAUCUCGAGAAGCGUCGCCUUGAGCAGUUGCGCGAUGAGAAUCCCGGCCAGCAGAUUGAGUCACCAUGGCCCCUAUUUGAACAUUUACAUUUCCUCUCCGAACAUAUACGGCCGCGACGCUCUUAUAAAAGCAUGCAACCGCGUACAUCGCUCGCAGAAACGGGCGACGACGAGGAUGAACACUCACAACAGCAGCAGCAACAGCGAUCAGAACAGCUGCAUCAGCGGCAGCAGCAGCAACAUUUGGCUGCAGCUGGUGGGCGUGAUUCGUUCAGUGAUGGUGGCGGCGGUGGCGGUGUUGGUAGCAAUAAUAACAGUGCUGAUAUGACAACUUUCGCUAAUGGCUUGCUAACUGUCAAAAUGGAGGAACCCGACGCUGAUGAUGCAAAUGCCGCAGAUGCUGAAUCUGGCAGUCAAAGUGGCACCGAAGACACGAAUAGCGCUCAUCCUUUAAAGCUAAGUGCCGCAUCCACGCUGCUUAGCAUGCAACAACGCCAAUCACAUUCCAUUUCGCCGUUUAACAAGUCAACUACGUCGUCGUCAAUGGCUUUAAAUAAACGUCCAUUGAAAUAUUCAGCUUCACCUGCUGCGCUGCCGGCAUCCAUCAAAAUACGUCGCUUGGAUACGAUGCAAGAGCGUGCAUCGGCGGGUGUUAUGCAUUUACAACCGCGUCCCAACAACAUUCCGCAUAGUAGUUUCAACAAUAAUGACACUAACAAAAAUGCUGUUCGUCAAAGACAGCAGGAGUACACUCCGUUGGCGCCACGCCCACCCUUCAGCUUGCAAGUAAGUCGUCGUUGUUUGAGCAAUUCGGAGCAAAAGUAUGCCUCUUUUGGUGAUUUUGUGUCCGCCUCAUUGUUGGAGUUGCCAGCACAACGUGCCCUGCAGUUGGUAGAAAAGUUCACGUCGGAGGUGGUGCGUGUGCUGUUGGAAAGCAAAGAUAAAGGUGUACAAGAAGAAACUGAACGAAAUGUGGUGCAACAGCAGCAGCCGCCGCAGCAGGUGUCACCGCAAUUUCAACAAAUUAAUGGAAGUAUUAGUAAUGAAGCAGUGAAUGGCGUUUAAGAAGUACAUCAUACAUAUAUGUUUUUGUUCUAAACAAGAGCAAAAGUUUUUGUUUAUUUAAUUUUAAUUAUUUUUAAAUGAAUUGACUGACUGUCAGUGUUUUCGCACUCGUAAUUUUUAGUUAUUUCUUACAAAUAAUACAAUAAUGCGCAUAUUUGAGCGCCUGACUACGCUUGUAUAUUGAAUAAAGUUAUCCGCAUGUGCUUUUAAAGAA
Messenger RNA from Anastrepha ludens (Mexican fruit fly), 2399 nucleotides. RefSeq lists its product as uncharacterized. Bases 635 to 2185 code for a protein of 516 amino acids. Gene Ontology annotation, cellular component: nucleus; transcription regulator complex. The record is from RefSeq and is a predicted model, not a curated record. Gene Ontology annotation, biological process: regulation of transcription by RNA polymerase II. Lineage: Eukaryota; Metazoa; Arthropoda; Insecta; Diptera; Tephritidae. The transcript has 5 exons.